Molecule: messenger RNA, 838 nt
Organism: Daphnia pulicaria
Lineage: Eukaryota; Metazoa; Arthropoda; Branchiopoda; Diplostraca; Daphniidae
Gene: mRpL17
Product: 39S ribosomal protein L17, mitochondrial-like
Biological process (GO): translation
Cellular component (GO): ribosome; mitochondrial large ribosomal subunit
Molecular function (GO): structural constituent of ribosome
Source: RefSeq, a predicted model, not a curated record
AUGCAGGCACUCAUCUCGGUUACAAUAUUUUGUGAUCGGGAUACUUCUGGCCGCUUUGACGACUGGAUAGCUCAUCUGGAAGCCGCGUGCCUGAUGUGUUCCAAGCUGUACGGGGAAGCUGCCGUAGAGUUUGAUACUUUUAAACUCGACAACCCAUUUAGGGGCAGGUCGUAUACCGAGGUUAAAUCUCGUGAAAUUACAUUACAAGGAAUGAAUCAAGCUGAUUUGAGCAAACUAGUGUCGGCACUCAGAAUUGCAGUAAAACCUAAACCCCGGCUUUUCGCCAGUCCAGAAGGUCCAGCUGGUCGUCUAAGGAAAUUGAAGGCUACUGUGACUGCUCUUGUCAAGUAUGAGCGCAUCGAGUUAAACUAUCCAAGGGCGGAAGAAGCGCAAGGCUACGCAGAAAGAUUGAUUUCAGAUGCUAUUCGUAAUGGUGAUUGCCACAAACACACAAUGGAGAUGGCAGAUUACUGGUUAGAUGAGAAGCAACUCAUCCACAAGCUUUUUAAGGUUUUGGUUCCUAGAUACAAAGAAUACAAUUCCUCUUAUACGAAGCUCGUCUUGGGUCCAAAAACAUAUCCUGGUUAUUAUGCUGGUACCGCCAUUUUGGAAUUAAAAGGAAAUCCUUUCCCAGCAUUGCAACCAGCAACUCAAAAUUAUCAUUAUUGGUUGCACAAUGUAUUACUUGAUGAAGCUAAAAGAGAAUUCAGAGUUGCUAAAGCAGAAUCAAAUACCAACCUAUCAGAGCCUGUUGCAAGCAAAAAUUAGACUUCACCAUUUAUACAUUAACAUAGUUGUAUUCUAGUUUGAAUAUUGAAUAAAACACGGAUGAAUCCAA